AUGUCUGCAGCAGGAAAGGGGACGGAUAUUUUCCAGCAGAAGAGCUGGAAGAUGGAUCCAGAAAGAUAUUCUUCUGACGACCCUGCCUCUCCUGUGAAGCUCUGCUUUGUGACCGUUGGCGCGACGGCAUCCUUCAACACGCUUGUUCGGGAAAUCUUAAGUGCGGAUUUCCUGGAGGCCUUGCGAAAGCAAAGCUACACUCAUCUUCUUAUCCAGUUCGGCCAGCUAGGAUACGAAGUUUUCAACACGUUUAAGAAUACCAGCGGGCCAGAUCUCAAAGAGAAGUUCGGGCUGGCUAUCGACGGAUUCGACUAUAAUGUGGAUGGUUUGAAGCAAGAGAUGAUGGCGAUAAAGGCCAACCCAGGUCUGCACAGACUUGAAGGAGUGAUAAUCAGUCAUGCAGGCUCUGGAACAAUCCUCGAAGCUAUGCGCUUCGGUGUCCCUACAGUUGUAGUACCGAAUCCUGAACUCCUACACAACCACCAAGUUGAACUCGCUCAGCAACUGUCGUCUGUUGGUUAUGUUAUGCAUGGCAAACUAGGAUCGCUUGCUGGCCUUGUGGCAGAAGUAGAAGAUUUCCGUACUAAGCUCCAUUCGUGGCCUCCCGUCGACAGCCAUGAGGGAGAGCCUGGGAGAGGCUUGACUGGGGUUAUGGAAGAUGAACUUGGAUUCGUUGAUUGA
This is a messenger RNA of Ophidiomyces ophidiicola, 681 nucleotides long. RefSeq names its product N-acetylglucosaminyldiphosphodolichol N-acetylglucosaminyltransferase catalytic subunit alg13 (gene ALG13). Gene Ontology annotation, cellular component: extrinsic component of endoplasmic reticulum membrane; UDP-N-acetylglucosamine transferase complex. Bases 1 to 681 code for a protein of 226 amino acids. Gene Ontology annotation, molecular function: hexosyltransferase activity. The record is from RefSeq and is a predicted model, not a curated record. Gene Ontology annotation, biological process: dolichol-linked oligosaccharide biosynthetic process. NCBI's taxonomy places the organism in Eukaryota, Fungi, Ascomycota, Eurotiomycetes, Onygenales, Onygenaceae. The transcript has 3 exons.